Molecule: messenger RNA, 6049 nt
Organism: Aedes albopictus (Asian tiger mosquito)
Lineage: Eukaryota; Metazoa; Arthropoda; Insecta; Diptera; Culicidae
Product: GTP-binding protein Rhes-like
Exons: 3
Coding region: 892-1614 (240 amino acids)
Molecular function (GO): GTPase activity; GTP binding
Source: RefSeq, a predicted model, not a curated record
ACGCCAUCGCCCUAGGAUCAAUAAGCUUUAGCUUUUCCGGCCUGGUUUCACUUUCCCAUCGAAUUUCACUCACUUCCUCCUAUCUUUCGGGAAAGGCAGCCGCUGUGUCUGGAGCGUGGAGCGUCGUCCGAGGAAAAAUACGAGUGAUAGUAGCGUAAAACGCGGGAUACAGUGUGUGUGUGUAUGGUUAGACAUAGCGUUGGCUACAGCGCCGCGGAAGGUGUAGGAGAGUCGGGGAGGAGUGCCUCGUUUUUUGCCGGUUUCAGUCGUCUCGGAUUUCUUCGGAGGGGUGUUGGGUGGGUGCUGUGUUUGUGUAGCUCCUACAUCGUUGCCUCCCUAAGGACCUAAGGGAGGAACGGGAAACUCAGACGCGGAGUGUGUCGGCGGUCGUCAUCGACGCCGUCGUCGUCGAUGUGCAACAAGUGUGUGAAACGAUAUAGUUGUUGGAAAAACGAUUCCCAAUCGGUAUAGUGGGACGAGGCGUACAGCUGAAAGUGUGACUUUGUCCUGCCUGUUUGUUUGCUCGUGAGAAAGCAUAAACCGUCAACUGAGCUGCGGUGAUUAAGUGAUAACAAUUAAACGCGAUAGUGUCGUCAGUCGGCAGAUAGAUAAACGGAUUUACAUAGUAGAUAAAGUGAUAUUGAACAGCUUACUGUACUAGGGAGAGUGAGUUUUCCGGAAACUCGUGCUGAUAGUGGAUUCUGAUAAAACUCUGGAAAGGUACUGAUCAACGUAGCAAGAGGAUAACUGGAACAGUCAACCUUUGUACGAGCCUACAAGAAAUUACUGCUGCAUACCACAGGGAAUCGGCCAAAGUGCUUUUCAUCUUCGACGUUUUUGCCACCGCGCCAAGUCAACGAAAAAACCGCAAAAAUUGCUCUCACCGAAACAAUGCCCGGAACCUGUCACAGGCUCCGCAUCCCCUCGCUGGUGAGCAGCCGGUCCCCCCGGGGUUCGAACGACAGCGAACCGAUGACACCGAAAAAGGAACGCCACAGGGUUGCAAUGAUGGGGGCGGCCCGCGUUGGCAAAUCUUCCAUCAUUUCGCAGUUUCUGUACGAGAAGUACCUUUCGCGGUAUAAGCAAACCGUGGAGGACAUGCACCGGGGCGAGUACGAACUACCGGACGGAUCCUGCCUGACGCUGGAUAUCCUGGACACAUCCGGAUCGUAUCAAUUUCCGGCGAUGAGGGCCCUGUCCAUCAACACGAGUGGCGCGUUCAUUUUGGUUUACGCUGUCGACGACGAGGAGACGUGGCUCGAGGUGGAACGGUUGCGAGGACAGAUUGUGGAAGCACGUGGGCUGCACGUUCCCAUUGUGAUCGUCGGCAACAAAGCCGACGUCCCGGAAGAAGUCCGCCAGGUGCCGCUGAAAAUCGCUCAAGCCAAAGCGACCCUCGAGUGGGGCUGCGGCUAUGCCGAGUGCUCGGCCAAGAACAACGAAGGCAUCCUGACGGUUUUUAAGCAGCUGCUCCGCCAGGCCAACAUCGAGUACAACCUGAGUCCGGCGGUGCGUCGAAGGAGGAAAUCGCUACCGAGCUACACCAACCAGAAUCAGAACCGCUCCCUGUCGGCCCGGUACUACCUUAAGCGACACUCGUGUGCCAUUCAGUGAACUGUGACUGAGUAAGGGCGGGAACGGUGACGACGAUAACGACAACGGACGAUUGAUGACAGUUUUCCUGGAAAAUUGUUUUGAUUGUUACAUUUUUUUCUCUGAAGUGAAUUGCGUAGGAGGGCGAUUCUUAACAUUAAGGGGCGGGAGGGGUAAAAUGCGCCCGCAAAGAAUGGAUCGGAUUUAGCUUUGAAAUUUAUCGGAAAAAUGUUUUUAGUUGUGUCCUACAUGCUUUCCAAAUCUAAAAACGGCAAAUUAAAAAUAUUGAUUAUUUUUAAAUAUUGGUUAUACAAAAAUCACUAAACAAAUGUUGUUUUUAACAUUGUGAGCUGAAAUUUGUCAGUUUGAAGUUGUGUCACAGAAUUUCUAAAGAAGAUAAAGUUGAAAAAUUCAUCAAGAGGCUCAAUAUUAAAUAGGGGUCCUUAUGCUAUUUUCGGCAGAUUUGUUAACUUCAUCAUGGGAUGUUUUCUAAAACCUAUUGAACUAAAAAAUGGCUUCAAAACUAUCCCCACCAAGCUUUAAUAUGCGGCCAUGACUCAUGAUAUUUGGCGGACAAACACCCCACAUCACGAACAUAGCAAAACUGUCGAAAUACCCUACAUAAAGAAAUAAAAUGAAAAAAGAUCUACCCUGGGCGCUUCUAUUGGUCGUGACCUUCCUAUGACGGUGAACAAGUUGGCUCUUUCAUCGUCACAGGAUAAAACGAGCAUUCGCAAGCUUCAUCAUGUCAUUUUGUAAUGAUCAAGCGUCAUGACGGAAACUUCCAUAUUAUUUUGAAAUUAUAAUUUCCAAUUGGCUCUAGCAAUUCAGGCUAGUCAUUGUAAUUAAUAAAUGGAGUGAUGGACAUAUAUACAUGAUUUAAAGAAUUCAAACAAUAACAAAACCCAUCAAUGUGCUUCACUCAGCGAAGUAAACUACCGAAAUUCAUGAAAAUAUGAAAUUUAGCCAUAACUUUAAAACAUGGAUGCCAUAAGAAUACAGGUCGGACUCGAUUAUCCGGGGUCAGGUUCUGGCGUUUCUCAAAAUAAUACCUCGCAAACGGAAUGCCGUAAGAAGAAAUUUUGACUGAUUACUAAUCAAAGUUGGUUUAACAAAAUGUCAGAACUUCAGCUUUAUAGAGCACUCCGAUCUCCAGAUAUAUGUUUGAGAGGUAUCAAAACUCGACUCUGGAUAAUCGAGUCCAAUCUGUACCUUAUGAUAAUCGAUGACGAUUGUUAUUACCUAAUUACAUAAGAUAAACUUAUGAAAAGAGCAUAAAAAUCGUAAAAUGAUGCACACUGGAAUCGAUCCAUGAACGUCGAGAUCACUGAGCUCGUGCCCAACCCACAGGGCUAUCGACGCUUGAGAAUAUCGUGUUGCUGAAUGUGUAUAAAAGCCAAGCUGCGAGUCGAUUCUGCAUCACAAAGCGAUCCUAUUAAAUUUAUUCUAAUCGUAAUGAAUAGUUUAAAGGCCAUUUCAUAUGUGAGACCUUAUGAUAAUCUUAGGUUUAUUGGGCUGAGUGUAGUAAUUGCAUUGUUUACAACCAUGUCACGCUCCGUCAUGAUCGAAAAAUAAGCGAGUAUUCCCAAGUAACAAUUCCAUUGCUGAUUGGUUUCUUUCAUUUUUGUUAGGGUUUUAUUAGAGCAAUAAGUAAAACUCACAGUUUUAUGACUACUUUUAUGAAAACCAUUGAUAAAAUGUUUUGUAGUAUACUUGAAGAUAUCCAAAAAGCCAGAUUUUAAGAGUAAACAAAGCUCUCCGAUAUGUAAACCUUCUGGCAUUCAUUAUUACCACAAUAAAACUGUUCAAACUCUCAACAGAUGGCGAUCCGUUCGAUUAGUAACGGCAUCUGUUGGUGGAAAAGCAGAAACUACGACACUUUGUUUAUUGUGGUCAUCUUAAACUUGCUUUCGUUUUAUUUUCGCUAAUUAUGGUCGUCGCCAUAUUGAAGAAAUAGCUGACGUGAAUGAAAAAUAGUUAAUUUUGCUCAAAUAAGCAACGAAUUGAUAGUUUGUCACCAUUUCCAUAACAUGCUCACAUUAAUAAACUCUCUCAGCUGAGUUUUCUUGUGAUUCGAGAUAGUUUUACUAAAUUAACAAAUUGAUUUAUUUCAUUCCAAGAUGAUAAUAUUCACCAAUUUCUAAGCGCAUUAAUUGAAUGCGCAUAAGCCUACCAACACAAUAACUACUAAAACAUUACUUUGAAAUGAUCGCUUUCUACUUACGAAUGAUGUAUCCUCCUGAACUUUACGUGCCAUCGAAGAAGCUUCUCUGCAUCUUGAGCUGUCAUAGUUUUUGUUCAAAAAAAAAAACAACAACAACAAUCAUCAUAACCUCUUUUCGAGCAUGGAAAAUUUUUCAACCAGGUUUUAAAACAGUUUUAUUGCUACUCCUAAUACGGUUUGAAAAACCUCUCCGAGAGUGAUCCACUUAGCCGGAUGAUACUCUUAAAGAGGUUAGCAAGAGGUUUUGAUGUAUGAAUCAGUUUUAUUGCAAGUUUUAUAAAAUUGGUCAUGAAGAUCUCUUAUAGAACCGAACAAAACUUAAAAUGUUACUCGGGGCAAUCACUUUCAUUUAUUUGGCCUAAUAACACUAGUUUACAGCAUUUUUGAACUCGGUAAGCUGAUGAUCAUUUUUGGUGUAGAAUCAUGCCCUGAGUUUGAAAACGCGAGAGAAAAAAAUUACUGUAGAGCGGAAAUUUUUUCGACUUUCCAUACAAGGUUGAUGAUUUGAAAUCGAUUUUUGUUCUAUUUUUAAGCAAAGUCGCUCACUUCAAACAUCUCAUUCUCCGUAAUCAAUGCUCCGAUUGAGCUGAAUUUUUUACUGCAACUCGCCUAUAUGUCAAAUAAACGUCGAGAAAGAAUUUUUAAGUUGUUUUUUUCUUAUUGAAAAAAAUACAUUUCUUCAAAAAUUUUUGGGAAUUUUGCUAAAAUUUAAGAAGAUCGCCCCUAAAACUCGUCAAUAUCUUGAAUUUUCAUCAAUCUGACGCAAAACCUGUAUUCAGAUGAUCGAAUGGUAUUGUAUCCAGCUUUUAAUUCAUGGAAAAAGAUUUAAAAUUAGUUGAACAAAACGCAAUAUAUUUGAAUUUAAGUAAAUUACAUAUUUUGAAAAGUUGCAAAACUCGACAUUGAGCUAAAACUCAAAAACUGUUCUACUUAAAAUUUUUUGAAGGUCGGCUUCGAAAUCAGCACUAAAUUGUACUUCAAAAAUUUUGGUCGUUGACAGAAGUUCACGACUUUCGUUUUAUUUGGUAAACUUGUGUAACCAUUCAGUUUAAUGUUCGUGGCUAUGCUGGACUGCAGUGAUCCAGUUAACAUAUAAACUGAUCAUCUUGAUUGAGUCUAUCAGUAUGCAUUGACUGUGGCCCUACUAUAAAGAAUUGGUUCUCUAAUAUUUUCCAGAGAACCAUUUAUCGGAAUGUCCCAUUUCCUGGAAAUCUAUUUCAAAGAUAACUCAGAAGAUAUUCAUUUUAGUAUAUUUAAACAUGAUCAGAUAUUUUGUUUAUUAUUUUGAUUAAUUUUAUCAGUUGUUGAUCAGUUCCCUUAACGUCAAGCCCUAAAUUUGUUUUCAAAUUCAUUUUUUGUUCAAGAUUGCAGUACUUAUAAAUGGACUGGAAUUCAGAUUUUCAGUUCUGUUCACUUAGCAAAGUAGAGCCAGCAUCGUUGGACCAAAUGGACGUUUAUUUACUGGCGACUAAACUGUAGCUUUUAUUUUCGUCAAAGGCUGUUCGUCGAGGUCAUAGUAUCCUAACGUUCGUUUCGCGACCCCUCAAUUGCUUGCAGGCGCGCAUCGACUGUUCUACGGGGGGUCGCGAGUGCCAAGGUUGGGAAACGAUGGCCUAGGUGCACUAAUAUAGUUCACUGGCAGUUGAACGGCUUACUUUAUUUGCCCUUCUUCAAUUUAUAGGUUGUUCUUUCUAAUUACAUCGUUACCGAGUUGAUUGGCGACCAAUCUAUUAGACGAUGCCCACCAAUGCGUGAGUAAAGCCAAAUUGGCAACCUCCUUCAUAACGCACGAACCCCACCAAUCGUUGCCAAAUCGGUUUGAACAUGACAACCUACCUGCCUAGGUUGCCUAGUGAACAGUAGGUUAAUACAUUUGGCAACCAUACCCAACCGAGAUUCCCCCGGGAUUUCCUUCCGAGAUUCCCCCGGGAAUUCCUUCCGAGAUUCCCCCGGGAAUUACUUCCAAGUUUCCCCCGGGAAUUCCUUCCGAGAUUCCCCCGGGAUUUCCUUCCGAGAUUCCCCCGGGAUUUCCUCCCGAGAUUCCCCCGGGAAUUCCUUCCGAGUUUCCCCCGGGAAUUCCUUCCGAGAUUCGCCCGGGAAUUCCUUCCGAGAUUCCCCCGGGAAUUCCUUCCGAGAUUCCCCCGGGAAUUCCUCCCGAGAUUCCCCCGGGAAUUCCUUCCGAGAUUCCCCCGGGAAUUCCUUCCGAGAUUCCCCCGGGAAUUCCUUCCGAGA